UGUCUGGUCUACAUUUCAUUUAAAAGCAGAUCAGAAUAUCCCUGGAAUAUUUUUGGAUAUCGGUGCUGAAGUGGUUACUGGCAAUUCUCAAUUUUUCCAUGUUUCAGUCACUUUCUUAUUGAAGAAAUAAAUUGGUAAGCCCAGGAUAAGAUCUGAAAACAAUACAUAUCAAGAAGGUUCGACAAGAUUCAUAGACUCAUUUUCAAAGGAGUUCUUCUAACCAAUUCUUACUAAACGAUAAUGGAUCUAACUGUUAGCAUGGACCUCAUUUUUCAUCUUGGUUCAACAAAAUCAUAAACAAGGCACUAGGACCUGAUAAGGAUCUCAUCAUCUAUAAAGUCUUAAUAAUCUACAAAGACAUAAAAUAAAUAGUUGGUCACAGAAAAUAUUAUUUAUUCAUUACCAUAACCCUACUAGAUAGGAAGACAGUUUGUCUACAGGACUGUUUGAGAAAAUAAUUCCAUUUUUCGCAGAUACUUAACAUAAUCCUAGAUGUGUAUGAUGGACAAUAAUCGGUCAAGUUGCCACAUUAGCCAUGAUUUAGACAUGUAUAUGUUCCCAAUUAUAUAUAUCACUGUGAUUGUGAUAAGCAUACCAACAAACUGCAUAUCCCUUUACAUAUCUUACCAGCAGAUAAAAAAGAAAAAUGAGUUGGGAGUCUACCUAUUUAACUUGUCUUUAUCUGAUCUGCUGUAUACAACAACGUUGCCUUUUUGGGUUGACUUUAGUUUGAAUCACAAUCAUUGGAGAUUCGCAGAUUGGGCUUGCAAGUUGAGUGCCUUCUUCAUGCACACAAAUUUAUACAGCAGUGCUGGAUUUCUUACUUGUAUCUCCAUUGAUCGAUAUCUUGCUGUGGUCUUUCCUCUAAAAUUUUAUCAACUUCGCACAAGGACAACAGCAGUAUUGGUAAGUUUACUAGUUUGGACCUUACAAGGUGCCUCAAAUGUUGUAAUUUUACUCAAACGAGAGACUUUCAUCGUCAUCUCACAUAAGGCUGGCAACAACUCAAAUGAAGUGAAUGACACUGUAUGUUAUGAUAAUUUUCCAAUGGAAGAAUGGAAAUCGUAUUUCAGUAUCGUCAAUGUAUGCAGCGGACACUUCCUACCCUUAAUAAUAAUGGUAUUUUGCUAUUUAAAAAUCUAUGCCGCAGUGAAAACUAAUCAGGCCACUGAUGAGGGCGAUAAAAUAAAAAUUAAACAGCUUCUGUUUGCUAUUGUAGUGAGUUUCGUAAUAUCGUUUACCCCUUAUCACAUUGUUCUGUUAAUACGUAGCCUAAAAGAGCCAAAUAACUGCACUUUUGCCAAUAAAAUGUUCUAUCCAUAUAAAAUAACCUUGGCAUUAUCCAGUGUGAACUGCAUGGCGGACCCAUUUCUGUACUGCUUCGUGAGUGAAGCUGGAAGGGCAGAUCUCAGAACAUUGUUAAACUGCUUUACCAAUAAAUUUGAGUCUUCAUCAAAGAAUGGCUCAGUGACAAAGAAUGAAUACAUGAUGGGUACAAUUUCAAGGAACAACGUCCAGGAAAACGAGUGUCCUUCACCUAUUAAUAAACCAGAAAUAGACAUGAAACCUGCACACUGACAAGAACAUGCACUAUACAAUGAAAUGUUACAUAUAUUGACAUUGUUUACAGUGUGGACAUAGAACCUAUGUUGCGUUUGCACAGCUACCAAGAAAUUUAAAUCCCAAGGUAAAAAUGGGCAUCAAUUUUUUACUUGCAAAAUAUGGCAAUUCAAUUUUACAAUGAAAUUAAAUAAUUUAUAAAUGUUGUACAAAUGAUGUCCCAAAGGGACAUUGCCUGCUAAUGGAAAAACUAGACUGUUUCUAUAAAAUCUGUUAGCAUAAUGUAUUGGUUCUUGUUGUAUGUUUUGUAUCGUCAGUAUGUUUCGAAGUAGUGACCUGUGUGUCUUAAUGGUUCAGAGUUAUCAUUCUUGGCUCCGCAACGAGUUCCCCCGAAGUGUGUCGUUGCAUUCAGAAUAACACGGACAUUCCAAAGAUAACUGUGUAGCAGUUCAACAGGUUAGCCCCAACCAGUGCUGAUGUUAUGCUGAAUGAAGAAACAUUGACAUCAGAAAGUCAUUGAACAAAGGACUUGAAAAACAUGAGUGGGGUCUGCAAGACACCGGGGUCUAAAAGCAUAUGAGUGGGUGCAGGCAAUAUGGAG
Pelobates fuscus (common spadefoot toad) is the source of this 2161-nucleotide messenger RNA. RefSeq names its product G protein-coupled receptor 65 (gene GPR65). Gene Ontology annotation, biological process: G protein-coupled receptor signaling pathway. Gene Ontology annotation, cellular component: membrane. The coding region runs from base 493 to 1578 and encodes 361 amino acids. The record is from RefSeq and is a predicted model, not a curated record. Gene Ontology annotation, molecular function: G protein-coupled receptor activity. Lineage: Eukaryota; Metazoa; Chordata; Amphibia; Anura; Pelobatidae. The transcript has 2 exons.